AUGCCAACAGGCUUCGCGCUGAAUACAACAGACUGGUGGAUGGACUGGCGCAGAGAGGAACUCUACCAAGCACUGCCUUUUGCCACUAGUACUGCAUUUUGCACUGUUAGCUAUGGCCUUCCGCAGAUAGCUCACAGUAUUAUGCUUCUUGUGAUGAAGUGUCGGAUUCUGAGGCUUGUCAGAUUCCUUGAUGGCCGGCUUGAAACAGAAAACGUUGAGAAUGAAAUGCCUGUUUCCUUUGUUGCUUCAAUCCACUCCCAGGCUGGAAUCGACCAAAAAAUGCUGAGGUUUUGUUAUGAUCGGCUACACUCCCUAAUGAUGACAUUAGAGAUAACUGAUACAGAUGAGUUCAUGCACAUACAGACCAUAUGUGACUUUGUCAUACUGAUUGGAACUUAUACACAGGACUUUUCUAUUAUAAUAAAGCUGUAUGACGAGAGAAUGCCUGAUUUUCGUGAUCCUUUUAUUCAGCUGAGUUGCCAUGAUGCUUCACUCACAAUAAGACCUGUUUUUGAUCGUUUCGAAACGGUUGUGAUCACUUUCGGAACUCUGAGCCCAAUAGAUCUUUAUCCUCGUCUCUUGAAUUUUAAUCCUGUCAUAAGCAAAAGCUUCACAAUGUCCUUAACAAGAGAUUGUAUUUGUCCCAUGGUCUUGACUCGAGGAAGUGAUCAGCUACCUGUGAGUACAAAGUUCGAUAUGCAUAGUGAUCCUGGUGUUGUGAGGAAUUAUGGCCGCCUCUUGCUGGAAAUGGCUUCUGCUGUUCCAGAUGGCAUAGUUUGCUUUUUUGUCAGUUAUUCCUAUAUGGAUGGCAUUGUAAACAGCUGGCACGAAAUGGGAAUUCUGCAGGUUAUUUCUUUCACUCGUAUACUUUUCUCUCGUAUAAACCCUACAAUUCAGAUAAAAUAUAGAUAUGGCAACGAGGAAUGGGUCUGCUCUGCUGAGCGUUCAUGGGCAAGGAAAAAAGAAUAG
Miscanthus lutarioriparius is the source of this 969-nucleotide messenger RNA. Lineage: Eukaryota; Viridiplantae; Streptophyta; Magnoliopsida; Poales; Poaceae. The record is from the annotation of a GenBank genome assembly.